Molecule: messenger RNA, 2768 nt
Organism: Mercenaria mercenaria
Lineage: Eukaryota; Metazoa; Mollusca; Bivalvia; Venerida; Veneridae
Exons: 3
Coding region: 1-1050 (349 amino acids)
Source: RefSeq, a predicted model, not a curated record
AUGGCGGAGUAUGACAGUACGAUGGUGAAGUGUAACCGUACGAUUGAUAAGUGUGACAGUACAAUGGCAAAGUGCAGUAUUACAAUGGUGCACGGCAAUACAAUGGCUAUGCAUGACAGUACGAUGGUGAAGCGCGACAGAAAGCCAGAUGUCACAGAAACAGCUCAAAAAGAAAUUACUGGAGAAAAAUUUGCUAAAGACCAAAAUGACCUGCUUUCACAAGAUACAGUUAAGACUUUCGCAAAGGCCAUGGAAUCAGUUGGUGCUUUGAUUUACAACGGUGAUGUUAUUGGAACAGUAUUCAGAGCAGGAGAUUCUUUUGUUUUAACAGCAUUUCAUGUGAUUCGAAUCGUAGUUGAUGUACACCGGAAUGAUCAUUAUGAUUUGUCACUUCUGGAUAGGGAAAAUGUCUGGAUAAACUUCAAUGCAUCAGUGGCAGAUCCAGUCCGUGUUGUGUACAGAGUAUGUUGGGAAUUUUCUAGUGACGAUCCUAGUUUGGACUUUGCCGUUCUCCGAAUAAAAAACCCAGAGCAUCUGCCUAACAAGAUGUUCCUAGAUAAAGACAGUUUUAAAAGGUUACAGGCAAGAACGCUGUCAGGCAUUGGAUAUGGACACCCUGAACAAAGCAGUAAAUGCCGAAAAUAUUUGGAUCCUAAUUGUCAACUUAUUUUUGCAAUUGAUGAUAGAAUUUCAUCUUGUAAAAAGUGGCUUCAGGGUGAAAUGAAAUAUUAUCAAUCUAUUGUACAUCAUCAUGCAGGUCCUCCUCUUGUUGAUAAUAGUUAUGUAGGUAUUGAUACACAACGAAACGUUUUCUUGGAUAUUGCCAUGGAGCAUGGAGGUUCUGGCUCUCCGUUUCUUACUAACAGUGGAAUGGUUGUAGGCAUUUUAACUCAUGGUCAUCCAGAAUUUGUUUUUCAAUUGCCAUUGUUAAGUCGCAACAAUUUUCCGAAAGACAAAAGGUUUGAAUCAGUCCUGAGACUAGACUGUGUUUAUCAACACAUAUUACCAAGAAACCCAGAGCUUGCCAAUAACCUUUUUAGUAUUUGUUGAUCAGGUAUGAUGUAAACAUAAGCACUUAGGAUCAAAUAAGAAGUUUGUAUGAAUUUGAAUGAACAGGCAUGGCACAAGAUGUAUUUAAAAAGCAUUUUCCCUUUUCAUGAAAUAAUACAUAUAUCUGGAUGGAUUUGUUCCUCUUUUUUUUUUUUUUCAUUUUUUGUUAAGCUCUGUUAAAUUCCUGAUUUACAACACCUGAUUUCAAAUCAUUCUUUUGAGAAUGCUUAGCCAUCUGCGCUUAAAUUUCAUUGAAUUGAUUGCCUGUUGUCAUUGUUUUUGGAACUGCCAGUUAAAUAGAUCAAAAUCAAAAUAACCUAGAGGCUGAAAAUUUAACCAUACAUGUAUAUAAUAAUUUCAUAUGAUUAUUGUAAGUGGUCAGGACUCCUAUAAUUUUAAGGUCAGUAGAUAAACUGUCAAGGUUAUGCUGACCGUCUGUCUAAAAUGAUUUCUAAUAAAUAAAUGAAGUCUCUUUGUUCUGUGACUGUCAGUCUUCAUAAAGUCAAAGAAAUUGGUAAAAUAACUAUGCACUGUCUGUGAAAAGAAUGAAACAUGGACUGAUUGUAGAUGGCUGUAUUUUCCUUCGUUUUUGACUGGGAAGAAAGUUGUAGACAUUCAAAAUGGCCACCAAAAUCCAUGAUGGCCGCCGUAUUUAACAUUUUUGUAAAAGAUACUCUAGCAUUGUAUAAAUGGCGAGGAGAAAAAAUAAAAAAAUGUAGCAGAAAGUAGUAUUUACAUACAUAUAAGCUCUACAUACAAACAGAAAAAUUCAAUAUGGCAGGCUAAUCCAAAAUGGACGCCAUUUUUUUCCAUAAAAAUCGUUCCUCAAAUGGACAAAUUAUGCAAAAAUUAAUAAACGUUGCUACAUGUAGAAUAUAAAUAUGUGAAUUACACUACUCAAUCAAUUUUACAGCGGAUAAACAAAUUCAAUAUGGCCGACAAAUUUCAAGAUGACUGCAACAAAAUAUUUAUUGAUGAAAAUUGACUUUGUCUAUCUGUUUGAAAAUUUUGAAACAUUGCAUAGUACCGGUAGUUUAUAUAUUUGUAUAAUACGCUCCUCGAACAAUUGUAAAACGGACAUUCAAUAAAUAAUUCUAAUAUUGCUUAUUAAAUUAAAAAUUGAUGCCAUUAAAUAAUUUUCAAUAAAAUUCUUGCGUCAAUUGAGGAUAUUGUAUUAAUAUUGUGAGACGUUGCAUGAUGCUUUAAAAUUUUGUAAAAUAGGUUCAAAAAAAUUAUGUACUUACAUUUGGUAGAUAUGUCAUGGAUAUAAGACCAAUAGAAUCCAAGAUGGCCGAAAAAUUAGGAGGAAUUGAUUUACUUCGGAAAUGCACAACUGAUCUCGUAUAUCUACCGCAGGUCAUAGUUAUUGCCAUUGGAUUAAUUAUCAAUAUACAGCCCUGAUUGCUUAUGGUGGUAUGUGUUGCUCUUCUGUCAAUGACUGACCCUACAUUUAACAUGCCAUUUUAAUUUAAACAUGUUUCAUUGCAGCAAUUGAUGAAACUUUUAAAAAAAAAUGAUUGAGAAGUCGGACAAAUAACAAUGUUUAGUAUAUGUACCACACUCAUGAUAUGUCGCAGAAAGGCUGCCAAUAGAGACAAAUUUGUUGUUCUUUAUGUGUUAACGACUCCAUUUUGGCAGUAUUGACAUUAAUUGACACAAUAAUUGUAUUGCACAUGUUUUUUUUUUCAUACGAAAUUUGUUAAAAUAAGCAUUUCUUU